Molecule: messenger RNA, 2942 nt
Organism: Lethenteron reissneri (Far Eastern brook lamprey)
Lineage: Eukaryota; Metazoa; Chordata; Hyperoartia; Petromyzontiformes; Petromyzontidae
Source: RefSeq, a predicted model, not a curated record
UCUGCGAUGGCAUCAAGAGGCUGCAAGUAUCCGGCAGACGCAUUUUGCGGCCAAUUUAUCAAGACAAGAGCGAUAAAGUACUCUGUGGAAGCAUCUGCUAAGAUGUGUGAGGCUUUCAAGGCAUAUUUUGGCAUGCCUGUCGGGGAUCAAAACAAACCCUGGGCACCUCAUUUCACCUGCGAGCAAUGCAAAAAAACUCUGGAAGAGGGGAAAAGAAAUCCAUGAAAUUCGCUGUCCCAAGAUUUGGCAGGAACCCACUGACCACUCAAGCAACUGCUACUUCUGCAUGGUGGACCCUUCCAGACGUCGGACUGGCAAGAAUACACCUGCUAUCACGUACCCGGACCUUCCUUCACGCAUCGCCCCGGUGCCACACUGCCAUGAGUUCCCCGUACCCACUCCUCCGGAGAGAGAGCAGCCGUCUUUAGAAGAGAGCAGCAAGUCAAAGAGCGAGGAAGACGUUUUAGAUCCAAAUGACAAUUUCAGAAGUUGAGCUGAGGAGAGAAACCCAUACUACCCCAACCAAAAAGACCUCAACGACUUGAUCAGAGAUCUUGGUCUCACCAAGUCCAAUGCCGAGCUUUUGACGUCUAGGCUCAAGCAGUGGAACUUGUUGGAUAAAAGUGUGCAAGUCGCAGAUCAGAGGAAGCGUCGCCAACCUUUUUGCAGCUUCUUCACCCGUCAAGAUGGGCUCUGCUUCUGCCACAAUGUAACCAGUCUGUUCGAGGCAAUUGGAAUCGCCUGUAACCAGAAUGAGUGGCGCCUCUUCAUUGACAGCUCAUCCAGGAGUCUCAAAGCCGUGCUGCUCCAUAAUGGUAACAAGUACCCGUCUCUUCCCCUGGCUCACUCGGUGCACCUCAAAGAGGAUUACAACAGCAUCAAGACCUUGCUGGACGCCUUGAAGUAUGAGUACGGCUGGGAGGUCAUCAGAUACUUAAAAAUUGUGGCAUUCCUGAUGGGUCUCCAAGGCGGUUUUACCAAGUUUCUCUGCUAUCUUUGCCUUUGGGACAGCAGGCACACCAAGGCGCACUACCACAUGCGGGACUGGCCACAGCGGACCGAGUUCUCUGUGGGGAGGAACAACGUCAAGUGGGAGCCACUGGUGGACCCCCGGAAGGUGCUGAUGCCACCAUUGCACAUCAAAUUGGGCCUUAUGAAACGAUUUGUCAGCGCUGUAGAUAAGGAGUUGGCAGCCUUCAAGCACCUUCAAGACUUCUUCCCUAAGCUGUCUGAGCCAAAGGUCAAACCCGGUGUCUUCGUCGGACCACAGUUAAAGAAGAUCCUGGAGUGCAAUGAAUUCCCCAAGAAGCUCACUAGUAAGGAGAAAGUGGCUUGGACAGCUUUGUCGCAGUGGUUCGUGGCUUCCUGGGCAAUCACAAGGUCGAAAACUAUGUGGAGCUGGUUGAGACUGGUGAAGAACUAUGGCACAACGGGCUGUCGGAUGUCCAUCAAAGUCCAUAUCCUUGAUGCUCAUCUUGAUAAAAUCAAGGAGAACAUGGGAGCAUACUCGGAGGAGCAAGGCGAGCACUUUUACGAGGAUAUACUGGACUUUGAACGCUGCUACCAAGGACAGUAUUACGAGAACAUGAUGAGAGACUACAGUUGAGGACUGAUUCGUCAAAGUGAUUUACAGUAUAAUCGUAAAUCUCGAAAACUACUCGCUUCUAAAUCUUUUGUCGUAAUUUUUUUAUUACUUUAGUAUAAAUACAUGUUUAUUUUGAUUCAUAUGUAUUUUUUUCUGACUUUAUGUGAACAAAAAGACACAAAUUCGCCCGUUUUCUCAUUGAAAAUGGGUAAACUUUCAAAAUAUUUCUGUCCUGGUCACAAAAGCAAAGUUUGUGGGGAAUAAUAGCCUUUUUUCAAUACUUUUUAGGUCUAAGCAAUUACGAAAUAACACUUACUACCCAGGAACAAAAAUUGUGUUACACAGUGAAUUAUUCAUCAGUGGAUCGACGGAUAAGGCCUUUGUAAUGUACACGUUAAAAAAAAAUACACAGUAAGUAUAUGCGGGGCGUUCAUAAGACGUCCUAUCAAUUUUUGUUGUUGUGUUGAAUCCCACUUAAACGCGUCGUUGUUUACUGCUGCCUGCAGCAUGCUCGGGGCGCCGUGAUGCUCCGCGUAUUUGGAAUGCACUUUGCGCAAAACGAUGCAUGCGAACGUAAAAUGAAAUGAUGUUUCGGCAAGAAACGGGACACACACUUCGAUUGAAAGCUUUCGUGACUGCAUGGAUUCAUAUUCUUGGUUCUUUCGGUAAAGUCACGUAGAAGGGAAAUAAUAAAAUAAUAAAAAUAAAACAUAAUAAGAUAAAAUUCUCACGACGUUUCGGCCACAACGCAAGCAGCCGUCCUCAGGUGAAGAAGAGAGCGUCCUAAUACGAAAUAACACUUACUACCCAGGACGCUGUCUUUCCGACAGCCCUGUUCUUCACCUGAAGACGGCUGCUUGCGUUGUGGCCGAAACGUCGUGAGAAUUUUAUCUUAUUAUGUUUUAUUUUUAUUAUUUCCCUUCUACGUGACUUUACCGAAAGAACCAAUAAUAUGGGACACACACUGUGUCGGUAACGCCUUAAAGUGAAUGCAUUGUACAUUUUAAUUGUUCUCUCUUUAUGUUACACGUGGGCGCCUAUGAGCUAAUGUAUUCAUUUUCUUCAGCACUUUCAUGCGUUAAUAAUCGUCUUAAUGGGAUGGUCCGUUUCCAUAGCACUUGAUGCUUUUUUAAUUCAUUUAUGUCUGGGUUAUCAAAUGACUGAGCGUGUGUGCAAUUAUUAUAUACAUAUUUUUAAAAGCUUCCAAUUCCAUUUCUGGUAUUAAAAUUACAUGAUAGUUUGUUGAUAUACGGUAAAUAUAAAACAAUGGGUCGCGAAACUGUUACUGCUCCGCACGAAUUGUGAACUGAAGGAAUGCCCCGUAAGCAAGAUAUGCAUUUUCAUUAUUCAAUAAAAA